AUGCCUGACCCAAGUUUAACAGAAGAACAAAAGAACUUCAUAGCCGAGUGCGAAGCCGAAUUCCAGGACAGAUUUACCAAAAAUGACGAAGCUUUUAUGAAGAUUCACACAUCUGAAAGUAGUAAACCGCCAAUUAUGGAUCCGUGGUAUAACAAACCGCGACGCAACUUUGAUUGGAGCCGUCAGAACCAAAAUCAAAAUCGUCGCAAUAAUCAUUGGGAGCGUCGACACGGUGAUCGUAGUGAAAGAAUAGAACGUCAUGCGGGUCGACAACAUUUGUAUUCAAAUAGAAACAAUCCUUAUUAA
Molecule: messenger RNA, 306 nt
Organism: Cephus cinctus (wheat stem sawfly)
Lineage: Eukaryota; Metazoa; Arthropoda; Insecta; Hymenoptera; Cephidae
Product: RNMT-activating mini protein
Exons: 1
Coding region: 1-306 (101 amino acids)
Biological process (GO): RNA 5'-cap (guanine-N7)-methylation
Molecular function (GO): RNA binding
Source: RefSeq, a predicted model, not a curated record